AUGGCGACCACGGUGGACAAGGUUCGUAGUCGCUCCCAUUAUCAGACCGCACCUGUAACAAGUUUGCUAACCUCAGUCCCCCACCAGAUCAAAGAUAUUGAGGCCGAAAUGGCCAAAACCCAGAAGAACAAGGCGACGUCCUACCAUCUGGGUCAGCUCAAGGCCAAGUUGGCCAAGCUCAAGCGCGAGCUGUUAACUCCCAGCGGUGGAGGAGGUGGCGGUGGUGCUGGUUUCGAUGUGGCCAGGACUGGUGUUGCCAGUAUUGGCUUCAUCGGUUUCCCUUCAGUAGGCAAGAGUACGCUCAUGAGCAGACUGACCGGCCAGCAUUCGGAGGCUGCCGCAUAUGAAUUCACUACCCUUACCUCUGUGCCUGGUCAAGUGGUCUACAACGGCGCUCCCUUGCAGAUUAUUGACCUUCCUGGUAUUAUUGAAGGUGCCAAGGAUGGUCGUGGCCGAGGUCGACAAGUUAUUGCUGUGGCCAAGACUUGCCAUCUGAUCUUCAUUGUGUUGGACGUGAACAAACCUUUGACGGAUAAGCGGGUGAUUGAGGCGGAACUCGAGGGCUUCGGAAUCCGCAUCAACAAGGAGCCACCCAACAUCACCUUCAAGAAGAAGGACAAGGGUGGCCUCAAUAUCACCAACACCGUGCCCUUGACCCAUAUCGACCAUGGCGAAAUCAAGGCUGUCAUGAACGAAUACCGCAUCAACUCGGCGGAUAUUACAAUCCGCUGCGACGCUACUGUCGACGACCUGAUCGACAUCCUUGAGGCCAAGAGUCGAAGCUACAUUCCCGUUGUCUACUGUCUGAACAAGAUUGACUCGAUCAGUAUUGAGGAGCUCGAUCUUCUAUACCGUAUCCCCAACGCUGUUCCCAUCAGCUCUGAGCACGGAUGGAACAUUGACGAGCUGAUGGAGGCUAUGUGGGACAAGCUCAGCCUUGUUCGAGUGUACACAAAGCCCAAGGGCAAGCAGCCAGAUUACUCUCAACCUGUCGUGCUCCGAGCCUCGCGCUGCACCGUUGAAGAUUUCUGUAACGCCAUUCAUCGAAGUAUCACGGAGGUUUUCAAGACAGCCAUCGUUUACGGCAAGUCUGUCAAGCAUCAGCCUCAGCGCGUUGGCUUGGCCCAUGAAUUAUGUGACGAGGAUGUUGUAACAAUUGUCAAGCGAUGA
Messenger RNA from Fusarium venenatum, 1170 nucleotides. Lineage: Eukaryota; Fungi; Ascomycota; Sordariomycetes; Hypocreales; Nectriaceae. The record is from RefSeq and is a predicted model, not a curated record.